AGAAGAACGCUGGUUAGCAUAAACAGCUAUCGUGGCUGUAUGUUUUCUGAGGUCUCUGCGUGUUGUUUGGAGAUUAAACAAACUAACCCAACCACUUCAUCGAAUAAAUUAUCAGAUCUGUGGAGACAGCGGGCUACACUUAAGGUUUAAUACCCUGGUUGUUUCACUUCAGUCUGGCACAGUAACACUGUAGCACUACUGGCAGUCCUAAGACCCAAGAAAAUAAUGUGCUGCAGCUGAAGAUGGGUGGCAGUGGCUCCAAAUCCAAAGGAUUUUGGCCUUUCUCUGGCUCAGGAAGUACAGACGAUCCCACCAAAGAUGGAAAUGAGCAGUCACUGGCAAGAGUUCGAAGUUUUGUUGGUGCAACACCAUUUGUGUUUACUAGACGAAGCUCCAUGUUUUUUGAUGAAGACGGCGACCUGGCCCAUGAAUUCUAUGAAGAGACAAUUGUGACAAAAAAUGGCCGUAAAAGAGCCAAGCUGAAGAGGAUUCAGAAAAACCUCACACCUCAGGGAAUUAUAAAGCUGGACCACCCUUGCAUCCAUGUAGAUUUCCCAGUUGUUCUCUGUGAAGCCUGAUGAUGUCUGAGCAAUGUCUUGGACUCAUCACAAUGUCAACUCCGUCCAGUGGUUUUCCCCACAGCUGGAAGCCUGAACCACCUUUUAAAAUAACACGAUCUCUUGAUGUAUUUGAUGCCCUUAUUUGGACAGGCUGAUGCAAUGUGUGCUGAGCCUCUGCAUGUGAUCUGUUUUUGGCUUGUGUUGCAUUAGACACAGAAUAGGUCACCAAUGGAGAUCUAGAGGGGUGCCAAGUUGGCAAAACCAACCCAGUUUACAGUUCAUGGUUCGUAUGCAUGUUAAGUGUGAGCGUGCGUGCAGAUAUGGGAUGAAAUGUGACAGAGUCCUGAUUAUUUUGCUGCAGAAUGUUUUAUGGCUUGACUUGAGAGGUUUCAGAAGAAUGUGACCAUUUUCCUAUGACAUGGUCAUAGCAAGAGCUGGAAAGUUUAAGUGCACACUUUAGUUUUUGACACCAUGAUGACCUGCUUUAUUAUGCAUGAGACGGGAUCUGCUUAUCAGUAAUAGUCCAAGGAGUCGACAAUCAGUAGGAGACAAAUUCUGAUGUGGAUUUAUGUCACAUUGUCAGUGUGAUGGACUGGCUUCAAUGACCUCAGAGCCACACAUGUACACAGCAGCAGUGAGUCUAGUAAGAGAUCCUGUUGUUUCCUUUGCUGCUUCAGCAUACUGUCUCACUUUUAAUUUAUUAUAACUGUUUUUUAAUUACAAUUUUAAAAUGCUGAACUGUGUCAUUCUGCUCUUUUUUGUCAGUACAUUACAGGCAAAUAGCAUAUUUAACUCAUAUACAUUACUAGCUGGAAAGAUGGAAGACAAAAAAAUCAGCAUGAAAUCUAUCAUAUUGCAAAUGAAGGUGCUUAACAAAACAAUGCGACAGGCCCACAGUUGUGUCUAUUUUACUUGUGUUUUGAAUUCUGGAGUAAGGGUAUAUGUACACGUGAAAAGACCGAGAACUCUAUGUUAAUAGUGAUUAACUGACACCAUCUUUGGGUAUUUUUCUUGGGGCAAAUUUGGGGCUUAAUACUAAUAAGAUUCCAGUGAUUUCUAAAGCACUGAGUGCUUAAGUAGCGUCUCUUUUCUGAUUACUGGUUGCAACAUGACAGUCUGCAGUUUUUCUAGCUAGCUAUGCCUACAUACUACCUCCUUUGUGGAUGCCAUGAACUGAAGAACAAAUCAUCUAUUUUUUUAAAGUCCCUAUGAAUGAGGGGAUCAAUGUUCUCUUUUCUGAAUAUGAUUCUUGCUUUGAUGGUUCAAAUGUAGGCUGGACAGGUCCAACACAGCCCCCAGACCAAUCUUUCAUCAUUGGGUCCCGGCAGUUUUUGACAGUGGAGAAAGCACAUUUUCCAUGAGUGGCUGUGAUUUUUGGUACAUACAACAGGCACUGCUGCAUCAUCCUAGAGCAGAGAUUACUUCUUAUUUUUCCUGUUUUUGAUAACCAGUUUUAUGUACAAAGUGACAUUUUUCAUCUCUGCAAUUUGGCCUAGUAGUUAAGAAAACAGGAUUCUGUUGUCUAGUGGACAAAGAUACAUAUUUUUGAUUGCAUUACACUCAAUUUAAGGAGUUUAAGCAACUUUUAUAAGUGGAACAGCGAAAUGACCAUUGUGAAAAUGUAAGUAUCUUUUAUCAGUUUAAAGUAAAAAAAAAAAAAAAAAACAACAGCAAAAAAACAAAAACAGUUAUUUUAUGGUCAAACCAUUCUAAACAUAUGUUGGUGCAUCUAAAAAUAAUAUCAUGUAAAGGUUCCUUUUUCCCUUUGAUUUAAUUCAAGAAGUGAAACCUCCUUAAAUUCUAGAUUUGUCAUUACAAAGUAACAAAGCGAUUACAAAACAUCAUGCCACAAAAGGAUUUAUAAAACAGAAAUGUUGACCUUCUGGAAAAUGAUGUUCAUUUAUGCUCAGUACUUGGUCGGAGCUCCUUUUUCACAAAUUACUGCGUCUAUAUGAUGUGGCAUGGAGCCAAUCAGUCUGUGGCACUGCUGGGAUGUUAUGAAGCCUAGGUUGCUGUGAUAGCAGCCUUCAGCUCAUCUGUAUUGUUGAGUCUGGUGUCUCUCAUCUUCCUCUUGGCAAUUCAUCAGAGAUUUUCUACAGAGUUCAAGUCAGGCUAGUUGGCUGGCCAAUCAAACAGUAAUAUUAUGGUUAGCAAACAAGUUUGUGAUAGUUUUAGCUGCACCGUGGGCAGAUACCAAGUCCAGCUGGAAAAGGAAAUCAGUAUUUCAAAGUUUCCCACUAAAUGGAGGCAUGAAGUGCUCUAAAAUCUCCUGGUAGAUGGGUGACCAUGGAUAACAAACAGGAAGAAAACUCCAAGGCACUCUCUUUAAGCAUUAAAAUGCCGUUAUUUUCAUGGCAUGGUCAUGUGUAGACCUUAAAAACACACUUCAAUGCGUUUCAGCAUCAAGCCUUCAUCAGGAGGUCAAACAUCAGGAAGUCCAGCUGGAAAAGGAAAUCAGCAUUUCAAAGUUUCCCACUAGAUCGAAGCAUGAAGUGCUCUAAAAUCUGGUAGAUGGGUGACAGGGUUGACUCUGGACUUGAUAAAGCACAUCAGAUAACAUGGCAUCCCAAUCCAUCACUGAGUAUUCUCUGAUACAGCCUCUGAGAACAGCCUGCCCUUUCAGCAGUGACCUUCAGUGCCUUACCCACCACAAAGGUCAAUGACUGUCCUCUGGACAAGAGUCAAGUCAGCAAUCUUCUCUAUGAUUGUGGUUGUGUGUACUCAAUUACAGCAUGGGAAUAAAGGCACAGGAAACCUUUGUAAAUUUGACUUUUCCAAACUAUUCUAGUAUUGUAACAUGGAAUAUAGAUUUCCCUGUGAUGUAAACUGUAAUCAUAAACACUUCACUUCGUAAGACAUGAAUCUAGAAUAUAUGGAAAUGUAACUUUCUAAAGUGAAUCAUGGGGGAAAAAUGAACUAUUACAUGAUAUUCUGGUUUUUUUAGAUGCACCUGUAUGUUAUGUCUGCAUGUACCAUAAAAACAUGAACAAAAACCUAUCUAAAGUGUUUAUUGAAAAAAUACACAGAAACCAUACCAGAGGCUUUAAGGGACUGAGUUUUCUGUUAUUACAAAUAAUAUGUAUACAGACAUAAAAUGAUGUUAGCCCAGAGAAAUGUAAUGUAAAUCUUGUUGAAUAGUGAUAGACAGUGGUUGAAAUUGAUGAAGUGUGCAAAUAUGAAUAUUAUGGGCAUUUUAAAGUUAACAACUGAGAGGAAAAUAUU
Molecule: messenger RNA, 3782 nt
Organism: Cheilinus undulatus (humphead wrasse)
Lineage: Eukaryota; Metazoa; Chordata; Actinopteri; Labriformes; Labridae
Gene: tusc2b
Product: tumor suppressor 2, mitochondrial calcium regulator b
Exons: 4
Coding region: 243-578 (111 amino acids)
Biological process (GO): inflammatory response; regulation of mitochondrial membrane potential
Cellular component (GO): mitochondrion
Source: RefSeq, a predicted model, not a curated record